Molecule: messenger RNA, 1731 nt
Organism: Paramacrobiotus metropolitanus
Lineage: Eukaryota; Metazoa; Tardigrada; Eutardigrada; Parachela; Macrobiotidae
Product: glycolipid transfer protein-like
Exons: 6
Coding region: 169-1263 (364 amino acids)
Biological process (GO): ceramide transport; intermembrane lipid transfer
Cellular component (GO): cytosol; cytoplasm; membrane
Molecular function (GO): ceramide 1-phosphate binding; ceramide 1-phosphate transfer activity
Source: RefSeq, a predicted model, not a curated record
GCAGAGCAAUAUCCGUUCGUAAUGAUUCAGAUUGUAGUGCAGAUUGCUGUUAAAAUUCGCUGUUUAUUGCGAUCAAGCUUUUUUGACGGCUGAACCAUUACUCUGAUUGUCGUUGUUGUGAAAUCUGAUCAGUGUGUUAUACGAAAGAUUGUCAGUGUGGAACGGGACAUGAAGCACUCCUCGGUAGCGGAGAAGCGCUGCGCCAAGACGCAGAACACCAAACACACGGAGCAUUCCUCCGUCUGGCAUGCCUUCCGUCUGCACUUUAGCAACAGCGCCAGCAAACGGCCGGGCUACGUGGAGGGACCGUGGUUUGUGUCGCCCACCGCGCUCUCCGCACGGGCGGCCGCCCCUCACCCCUCCACAUCGCAGGAUACUCCGGCCGCCUCCUCCCCUGGCAAGUCCCCCAAGAAGGCCUCGCGUUCCUUCCCCGCGGGACGCAUCGAAGGACCUUGGUUCUCCACACAACAACAGGCGUUGGAGAGUGAACUGCGCGAGGCCAUCGAGAAUGCUGACGAGGAGGAGGAGAGGGCCUGCGGCGGGCCGCCGCUGCACCCGCCCGUCGACGACGACACCCUGGACAUCCCGUCGUCCUGCUCCUCCCCCACGGCCUCCCCGCCCCUUCCCCGGCACCCCAACGUCUUCUCGCACAUGCCCAUGUCCUUCCCGCGCGUCCCCAUCGACCCCGCGGACCGCAUCAGCACCCCCGAGUUCCUGGAGGCCUGCCGGCAGAUGCUGACCAUCCUGGAGCUGCUGGGCGGCCGCGCUCUGGCCCCCGUCAAGGCCGACGUCCUGGGCAACGUCGGGAAGUUGCAGCGCGCCGCGGAGGAGGCGCCGGAAGUGGGCGGCACGGUGCAGGGCCUGUUGGAGGGGGAGAUGCAGCGGCACGGGAUUGUGGAGGGGCAGUUGACGGCGGCCAGUGAUGCGUUGAUGUGGCUGAAGCGGACGUUGGGGUUUGUGGCGGAGUUGUUGAAGGAGCUGCUGGAGACGGAGGCCGAGCCGCGGGAGUGCGCCGGGCGGGCGUAUAAACGGACGCUGCAGCCGCAGCAUAAUCUGCUGGUGCGGACCGCGUUUCAGGUGGCCAUGUACGCGUUGCCGUCGCGGCGGGACUUCCUGGCGGCGCUGCUGUACGGCCGUGACAAGGCGGAGGACGCCGCGGCCGUGCGCGAGCUGCUGGACAGCGCGGCGGCCUACCACGUCGCGCUGCACCGCCUGGUCAGCAUCUUGGACGCAUUCUACGCCCGGCACAAGCUGCCCAGCUAACCAAAAAAAUAUUAAAAAAAGUUAUUAAAAAUAUAAAAAUGAAAAAUCAUUGAUUUGUUUCUAGUUUCCGUGGAUGGUGUCCGCUGUUGUUGUUGUGUGUGUGAUUUGUGAUGCUGCUUGUGUGGCGUUGAAAGGAACAAUCAACAUGUCCCGGCUGUGUACGGAGUGGUGAGAUUUUUCCAUUUAAAUGAUCUGUUUUGUGCAGAAAUGUGCGCCGCUGAUGUUAUAUAAAUAAUAAAAAACAUCGUUAUACCGCUGUUAAUUAGAUUUUGGCGACGGUAAUGAUUUUAUUUUUAUUUUACUUACCUUUUUUUAAUUUUAUGGUGGCAUUAAGUGAUUCCGUUUUAUCAGAAUGGUAUUAAUUUUAUACAAUACAUCUGUUGGUGAAGAAUGUGGGCCGCUGAUGUUAUAUAAAUAAAAAACAUCAUUAUACCGGUGUUGAUUUUAUUUUUUGCCGCGGCUGAUGUG